Molecule: messenger RNA, 4768 nt
Organism: Mercurialis annua (annual mercury)
Lineage: Eukaryota; Viridiplantae; Streptophyta; Magnoliopsida; Malpighiales; Euphorbiaceae
Product: pleiotropic drug resistance protein 3-like
Exons: 23
Coding region: 287-4585 (1432 amino acids)
Cellular component (GO): membrane
Molecular function (GO): ABC-type transporter activity; ATP hydrolysis activity; ATP binding
Source: RefSeq, a predicted model, not a curated record
UUCCGUGUCCCUGUCCGUCCUACAUAGUGAACCUGUGACCAUCGGUUCACACUGUAUGUGUAUAUGGAAGCACACCAACUUUUGGGCAAUCAAUUUAUAAUGUGAUCAAUCAGCGACUUCUCCAGUCAACAGCGGACAACCUCCUCCAACUCAUGGAUAUAAUAUCUACUUGAAUUUCAAGCAACUCACCAUCUCCAGCUAUGCUUGCAGCGUCCCGUCUCAUAAACUAGCUAAAAUUCUGAUGCAGACAGCCUUACUGAUCUAAAACAACCGAGUUUCGAUCCAAAUGGAACUCACAACUAUGUCAUCACGCCGUAGUACUGCCAGCCUCGACAUGGAUGCAGAUUCUAUUGCAGAAGAAGACGAGGAGUUUCAGCUGCAAUGGGCUGCCAUCGAGAGAUUGCCGACUUAUACACGCCUCAAGACCUCCGUUUUUGAUUUUACUCCGGGAACCGGAGGAGAAAACGGCGACGUUGAAGGAAAGAGAGUCGCCGAUGUUACUAAGCUUGGCUCAGUUCAAAGACAUCUGUUCAUUGAGAAGCUUAUCAGUCACAUUGAGAGUGAUAAUCUUCAGCUGCUGAAGAAACUCAGGAAGAGGAUGGAUAGAGUGGGUGUCAAGUCACCGACUGUGGAGGUUAGAUAUAAGAAUCUGUGUGUAGAAGCUGAGUGUGAGAUUGUUCAGGGGAAGCCUCUUCCUACACUGUGGAACACCGUCGUCAGCUUUUUGUCCGUUUUCACAAAGUUUGUCAGGAGAAAGCCGGAGGAAACCAAGUUAAGCAUUCUGAAAGACGUCAGCGGCAUCAUCAAGCCGUCGAGGCUUACUCUUCUUCUUGGCCCUCCCGGCUGUGGAAAAACCACCUUAUUAUUGGCCCUUUCGGGAAAACUAGAUCAAUCUCUCAAGGUUAAGGGGGAGAUUUCAUAUAAUGGCUACACGAUUGAUGAGAUUGUUCCUCAGAAAACUUCAGUUUACAUCAGUCAACACGAUCUGCACAUACCUGAGAUGACUGUGAGGGAAACUAUUGAUUUUUCUGCUCAGUGUCAGGGUGUUGGAAGCAGGGCAGAUAUAAUGAUGGAGUUAAGUAGAAAAGAGAAAACAGCAGGAAUCGUCCCAGAUCCUUACGUGGACGCUUACAUGAAGGCAAUUGCAGCUGAAGGAAAGAAGCGAAACCUCCAGACAGAUUAUAUAUUGAAGAUUCUGGGGUUGGACACCUGUGCUGACAUAAUGGUUGGUAGUGCACUGAGAAGAGGUAUAUCAGGUGGUCAGAAGAAAAGGCUAACCACAGGGGAGAUGAUUGUUGGUCCAACAAAAGCUCUGUUCAUGGACGAAAUAUCGACUGGAUUAGACAGCUCCACUACUUUUCAGAUAGUCACAUGCCUCCAGCAGUUAGUGCACAUAACAGAUUCAACUGCCUUAAUUUCACUUCUUCAGCCAGCACCCGAAACCUUUAAUCUCUUUGAUGAUCUGAUACUGAUGGCCGAAGGAAAGAUUGUUUUCCAUGGUCCUUGUAGCGAUGCACUUCAAUUUUUCGAGGACUGUGGUUUCAAGUGCCCGCAUAGAAAGGGCGCUGCAGAUUACCUUCAAGAGGUAAUCUCAAAGAAGGAUCAAGAGCAGUACUGGUGCCGUACUGAUCUUCCUUUCAGUUAUGUCUCAGUAGAUCAAUUCUGUCAGAUGUUCAGAGCAAGUUCUAUAGGAAAGAAACUAAGCCAAGAACUCUCUCAACCAUAUGAUAAAUUGAUGCCUCGUGAUGAUGCCUUAUCGUAUAGUAUAUACUCGUUGAGCAAAUGGGACUUGUUCAAAGCUUGCAUGGGUAGGGAGGUGCUUCUGAUGAAAAGAAACACAUUUAUUUACGUUUUCAAAACUGCACAGCUCAUCUUUACCGCCUUCAUAACAAUGACAGUAUUUAUACGCACUCAAAUGGCAGUGGACUUGGUGAGUGCAAACUUCUUGAUGGGUUCUAUGUACUAUGCACUUGUCAGGCUCUUCACUAAUGGGGUUGCAGAGCUGUCCUUGACUAUUAUGAGACUUCCUGUGGUUUACAAACAACAAUCGUUUUAUUUGUACCCGGCAUGGGCUUAUUCAAUUCCAGCCUCUAUCCUGAAAAUUCCAUUUUCUGUUAUUGAUGCUCUUCUUUGGACAAGUUUAACUUACUAUGUCAUUGGAUAUAGCCCUGAAUUUAAGAGGUUUAUAUGCCAGUUUCUUUUGCUGUUUGCUCUGCAUCUAACGUCGACAUCAAUGUGUCGUUUCGUUGCCUCUAUAUUACAAACUAUGGUACUUGCAACAACUAUUGGUAUUUUGACCUUAGUUCUGCUUUUCUUGUUUGGAGGGUUCAUUCUUCCGCAAUCCGCUUUACCAUCCUGGUUAAGGUGGGCAUUCUGGGUCUCCCCUAUGACAUAUGGACAAAUCGGUAUAUCACUUAAUGAGUUCCUUGCUCCUCGUUGGCAAAAGAUGUCAGUAGGGAACGUCCCUUUGGGAAGGGCGGUUCUGAUUAGCCAUGGUUUGGACUUUGAGAGCUACUACUAUUGGAUAUCACUCGGGGUAUUGUUUGGUUUCACAGUCUUGUUUGACAUCGGAUUCAUCCUAGCCUUGACUUACUUGAAACCUCCAAAGAUGUCUAAAGCUAUUAUUUCGAGAAAGAAGAUUUCUCACCUGCAAGAAAGAGAAGAGGGUAAUAAGAGUAACAUACAUCAAGAUAAUGAAUUAGUCCCUUCAAGUAUCGCAUACAAAGAGGACGAGACAAGAAAACCUGGUAGGAUGGUUCUGCCGUUUGAGCCGUUAACUAUGACCUUCAAGAACGUGUGCUAUUUUGUCGAUACACCACCGGAAAUGAGGAAGCAUGGUUUCACUGAGAAGAAACUUCAAUUACUUAGUGAUAUUACGGGAGCAUUUAGACCUGGAGUACUCACAGCAUUGAUGGGUAUCAGUGGGGCAGGGAAAACAACUCUCAUGGAUGUUCUUUCUGGAAGGAAAACUGGAGGGAUUGUUGAAGGAGAUAUAAGAGUAGGAGGGUAUCCAAAGGUUCAGAAAACCUUCGCUAGAAUAUCAGGUUACUGUGAGCAGAAUGAUAUUCAUUCUCCACAAAUUACAGUAGAAGAAUCAGUAGUUUACUCUGCAUGGCUACGAUUACCACCUGAGGUUGAUGCAGACACAAAGUCGAGAUUUGUGCAACAAGUCAUUGAAACAAUCGAGUUGGAUGACAUACGGGAUUCUUUAGUAGGAAUCCCAGGACAAAGCGGGCUGUCUACUGAACAGCGGAAAAGGCUAACAAUUGCAGUGGAGCUUGUGUCCAAUCCAUCAAUAAUAUUCAUGGACGAACCAACAUCAGGUUUAGAUGCUAGAGCAGCUGCAAUUGUCAUGCGGGCGGUGAAGAAUGUAGUUGCCACAGGAAGGACAACUGUCUGCACCAUCCAUCAGCCAAGCAUUCAUGUCUUUGAGGCCUUUGAUGAGUUGAUUCUAAUGAAAAGGGGAGGACAAAUUAUCUAUACAGGAAGCCUUGGUCAUAAUUCAAGUAGACUCAUUGAAUAUUUAGAGGGAAUUCCAGGUGUGCCAAAGAUCCAAAACAAUUAUAAUCCAGCAACAUGGAUGUUGGAAGUUACUUCUGCAUCAAUGGAAGCAGAACUUGGUGUGAAUUUUCCCCAAAUCUACAAGGAGUCACCUCAGUACCAGGAAACUAUUGAGUUGGUAGAACAGCUAAGUGAACCACCAAGAGGUUCAAAAGACCUGUACUUUUCAACUCCUUUUCCACAGAGCAACUGGGCGCAGUUUAGGGCAUGCUUAUCGAAGCAACGCCUGUCCUAUUGGAGAAGUCCUGAAUACAAUCUAGGGCGGUUCAGCUUUCUGAUUCUUGCAUCUAUACUUUUUGGAGUAGUCUUUUGGCAGAAGGGGCAGAAAAUAGACAAUGAGCAAGACUUGAUCAAUGUGCUUGGAUCAAUGUAUAUUGCUGUCAUAUUCCUUGGCAUAAGCUAUUGUUCAACAGUUCUGCCAUAUGUGGUAACCGAGCGAACUGUUCUGUACCGUGAAAAAUUUGCCGGAAUGUACUCUCCAUGGGCUUAUUCAUUUGCACAGGUGAUAAUCGAGAUACCUUAUAUACUAUUGCAAUCGAUUGUGUACGUGGCCAUCACAUACCCAACCAUAGGAUAUGAAUGGUCAGCUAGCAAGCUGUUUUGGUACUUCUAUGCAACAUUUUGCACAUUCUUAUAUUUUGUGUAUAUGGGAAUGCUGCUAGUUUCGCUCACACCAAAUCUACAAGUAGCUUCCAUAUUGUCUACUGCAGUGUACACUAUAUUGAAUCUGUUCUCUGGCUUCUUAAUGCCAGGAAAGAAAAUUCCGAAAUGGUGGAUUUGGUGCUAUUAUCUUUGCCCCACCGCAUGGUCCUUAAAUGGUCUCCUGACUUCCCAAUAUGGAGAUAUAGAUAAAAAGAUUGUCAUAUUUGGGGAGCUGAAGACAGUCGGUUCCUUCCUCGAGGAUUACUACGGUUUUCGACAUGAUCGUUUGGGUUUAGUGGCUGUUGUUCUCAUGGCUUUUCCAGUUGUUUUCGCAUCUCUUUUCGCAUACUGUGUCGGUAAAUUAAAUUUUCAAAAGAGAUAAAAGGACUUAGCUGACUUAAGGAUAAUAUUUUGAUAAAUAUAGACAUAGUAAAUAUUGUUCAGUUUCUGUAUAUAUGUACAUUAUAUAACAGCAGUUUGUUUUUUCAGUUGUUUAUUAGUGUACCCAUCUGCACAUAUUGUGCAGAGGAUAUAGAAAUGAAAUAUAUCUUCCAGUCUUACCAAA